Molecule: messenger RNA, 882 nt
Organism: Effrenium voratum
Lineage: Eukaryota; Dinophyceae; Suessiales; Symbiodiniaceae
Source: the annotation of a GenBank genome assembly
AUGGAACUGCAGAACAAGCGGGCAGAGCGUCAGGUAAUCAAGGUGGGGCUUGUGCUGGGGGAGCUGGAACUUCUGAAAACCGUCUUUGAGGAGGCUGAUGUGGAUGGAAGUGGGACGAUGGACAAGGAGGAGUUCUGUGAGAUCUGCAAAACUGCCAGCGUAAGGCGCGCGCUGCAUCGCAUGGGCGUGCCGCUGGAUCAAGCCGAAACCCUUUUUGACAUCAUCGACGCCGGCAAGAAGGGCGAGGUCACUUUUGCGGGCUUCAUUGAAGGCGUCAAGAAAGUCCGGGGUGUGCCAACCAACCUUGACAUGAAGACUAUGAUGGUGGCCGUGAGAAAUAUUUACAAGCAGCAAGUGCGGCUGGAGAAGGACUCUCGAGACUUGCAAGAUAGCCUGCUGGAUCUGAUCCAGGAAGCGCAGCAGAAUGGCAAUGUCAUUCACCUGCCGCCAAAGGAGGAGAUGGAUCAGUUGCUGAAGGUGAGAAAGGCCUUUGUCUCGCAGCCGACCACGGCAUCCUUCUCCAGUUUGCAGCGGCCUGCGGAUACGUCACCAAGCGUUCCACCAACUGUGCCUUCACCGACACACAGUGAUCAGGAGGCUCCAAAGCUCACCUUUGGCCGAAAGGAGCCAGCUGAGCUCCGAACGGCGGCGUCGCCGGACCUGGAAGAUCCUCAGAAGGCGUGCCCCGCCUCCGCGAGCACCAGGGACUCGCCCACGGCCAUGCCGUGGCCGGAGAUCCGGCGGCAGAUGCCCAACGCGGUGCAGGAUUCCGACGAGGAGGAGCAUUCGCCGGAGGUACGCUUGAGGAAGGUGAACGCCCGGAAGCCCACGAGCCUGGAGAAGAGUCUCCUGGGCUCGCGGAGUCCCAGUGCCGUGGCGUAA